This is a messenger RNA of Myxocyprinus asiaticus (Chinese sucker), 3865 nucleotides long. Its product is annotated as protein CDKN2AIP homolog A-like. Gene Ontology annotation, cellular component: nucleolus; nucleoplasm. The record is from RefSeq and is a predicted model, not a curated record. The coding region runs from base 122 to 1060 and encodes 312 amino acids. NCBI's taxonomy places the organism in Eukaryota, Metazoa, Chordata, Actinopteri, Cypriniformes, Catostomidae. The transcript is spliced from 4 exons.
CCCCAAGCUCGACCAAGGAAGCACACUGGCAGUUCCACCACAACAUUACAAAUAAUCCUAUUUUAUUAUAUAUAGUUGAUGAGGAGUGAACGGAGGGAAUAUCUGUAGAGGUAAACAUUUGAUGGCGGAGGGGAGAGGAGGAGACAUCGUCUCUGAGUUCCUCGGUCAGAAUCCCCACCUGGUGAACUGGGUGGAAUCAUUAAGAGGACACUGUGAGACAAAUAAACAGUGGAAUGCCAGAAGAGAGUUUGUCCUGCGCAAUAUGGAGAUCUUCCCAACCAUCCGCCCUGGGACCCCAAGUCCUAGUUUGGACAGGCUACUGUCUCUGUCCAUGGUUUGGGCCAACCAUGUGUUUCUGGGCUGUCGAUACCCACAACCUGUAAUGGACAAAAUAAAUGAAAUGGCAGAAGGAAUCACUGUGAACGAAGCCCCUGAGCGAAAGACUAGAGAUGAAAUCAUGGGGAAAACAAAAAGACCUGCCGCCUCAGUAGUGGCUGCUGACUGCCAGGUAAAGAAGACUAAACCCAGUGAUACUGACCUUAAAGCUCCAGUGAGGAGUGUUGGGCAUCCAGCUGCCAGUAUUGUGAAAUCAGGCCCUCCACCAGGGGCUCCCGCAGAACACCAGCCCUUUUUCAACCGACUCUACAAGGCUGUUGCAUGGAAGCUUGUGUCAGCGGGUGGCUAUGGCCCCAACCUUGAACAUUUUGAGAUCUUGCGCAGUUGUGUGGAGUCAUGCAAGGCCAGCCUUAGCUGUGUGUUCGUUCCACUCAAAGACAUUCCUGACCUGCCCUCGGGAUGUACCCAGAAAGAAGGCCAGGUAUGUGAACUGCGCUGCCACACCGUUUACAUAGGCACAGGUUACGGACGUGAUGAGUGUGCCGCCAGGGCAAUGGCCUCCAAGGAAGCCCUCAAAGUAUUUCAAGGGCAGAAAGUGACAGUGAAAGUUUGCCGCCGCAGGUUCAGAGGACGAGACGUCGAAGAUUUGGUUCUGCUGGAUGAACAGCUCAGGGGUCAAGUCUUUCCACCAGCUCUCAUCUACCCCUUUCAGGGAGACCAGUAGAGUUCCAUUCUGCUGGAGUUUUACCAGGGUUACUGUUAAAUAUUAAAGUUGCUGAUUCAGUUGUGACAGCCUUGGAGAUCCUUGCUGCAGUUUCCGUUGUUUGCUUUGUUCAGAGUUCAGUCAUGCUACAUGCAAGUCUAUGGUCUUUCAGAAUGGCACUUUGAAGAAGGAUGUAAUAGUUUUCUUCAAUAGUUAAAAAGGGAUAUCAAAAAUAGUGAGAGCCAGUUUUUUUGUCCCAAAAUGUUUGUUAUGAUUUGUGGUUAUCAAGGUUAGAUAAGGAUUCUUAGGGUUGUUAAACAUCCGUAACUGCGGUUAUAUUUUAGAUGUUUGAAGUGGUUUGAAAACCUGUUGAUUUAAUUAGUAAAAGAUUCAAAAACAUUGAAUAAGAUUUGUUUUAUUUAUUGCUACAAACUUACAUUGAGAUUAUACGGUUUGCAGAUGACAACCUGUUUGAAAUGGAAUAUAUGAGUGUCAAUUCAAAAGGAUGUUAUUCACAAGAGUAAAUCUGGGAUUUGUUUACUCUGAUUAUGUAGCUCAUCGAAUUUUUGCCUCCCCUUUAAAAUCUAAGAAUUUUUUUUUAUUUAUUCUUUUUAAUACAACCUAUCACAACAACUUUCCUGUACAUACAUUGUCACAAUAGUGGGUUACCUUGUUAAUUUUUUUUUGUGGACCAUUGGGCAAAGUUGUUGAAUGUUCAAAUAAAUAGAUAAAAAAGUAAAAAUGCCAUCUGUUUAAAAAUGUUAAAUGUGGGAGCAGAAGUAUUGAAACCAGCAAAGAGUAAAUUUAUGGUUUACUUCAGUCUAAACUUCACCUGUGUGUUGCCUUGGGUCCAGUUUCUAUACUAGAUACUCUGAUUUCAUAUGAAGAUUUCAUAUUUGUAUUAUAUAUAUAUAUAUAUAUGAUAUGUUUUUGCUAAGACAUUUCUAUCUUUUAGAUGAACAAUUGCUGGAUUGCCAGUCCUUUUUUUUUUUUUUUCUGAUUAUACUGUAGUACUUACGGUCUACAGUACACAGUAUUUGUUUGUUUGAGUGAUGGAUCAAUUCUCCAUUUCAGAGUGUAAACACUAAAAGGAUCAAAUAAGAUACAGCCAUAGUGUUUAUGUUUCAAUUUAAUUAUCAGUUAUUGUAGUACUUUGAGUACAAACGGUACAUAGUCUCAGAGGUAUUUUUUUAAUCUCUUGUAAAUACAUUGAGCAGAUUUAAUUCAGUUACCUUGAGCAAAGUACAUCACAUACAGCUCACAUUAACAUCACAUGUAAUAAAUUUGCUUUAGGACCUGGAAUUUAAUUAAAAUUGCCUAAUUUUAUAGUCCCUUUUCAUUUGACAACCGACUGAAAUCCAAAUAUUAAAUGGCUCAAAGGGACACAGACAUUUGAUUGGUGUUGAUGUUAAAACACUUUAAAAUUAGGCCCCAGCAUAUGCGUCAUUUCCAAUAAGAAGAGAUGUGUUAGACCUAUUUCUGGCAUAUUUUGAAUCUCUUUUAUACGUCAGGCCCUUUAAUGAAUGUGGUGUGUAUGGAAGUUUAGCUAUAUUAAAUGGGUGGUUAACCUGGUUUAAAUGUUGACAAAACAAUUCAUAGGCUAUACCUAAACAUUGAUGCAACCUUGUUUUAUUAAUCAAAAAUACUUCAUAAGACAGUUUGUAAUUAUGAUUGUGGUGGUUGAAAAAAUAUAAAUGAUUCCAAAGUGCCCACAAGCAUCAGCAGACAUGCACACCCCAGAGUUCUCCCCAGCUCUUUUGUUAGCAAUCUGUCAAAUAUUACCAAACAUAAAUGAACCUAACAAGGAGUGAAAGCACACAUUUGGGUGCAGAUUUUGAUUGACAGGACAGGGAAUUUGGGUGUGAUUUGCUGCUUGGCUGCAUGUUGGACUCAGCCUCACAGGCAAAGCUAAUCAUGGGACAGCGUGUACUAUCUGCUCUUUUUCACAUCCUCUCUUAUGAGUCAGGAGACAUUUGUAAUACAGAAAUGUCACAAAUGUUAUGCCCUUUUUAUAACUAAGCUGUUCAAUGCAUACUGAUCAAAUGACAUGUGUAAGACAAUCAAAAGAAAGAGAAUGACAAGGAAUUGUUCAAAUCUCUACAGUGAUGAUAUGAGAUAAAAGACAAUUCCUUUAAGAUGGUGUACAGGGGAUAAAAGUAUAUUAAUAAUAUAGAAGUAUAGUGAGGUCAUCAGUUCAUCAAAUCUAACAUGCCCAUUAAAAAAUGUCUUCACUCUUAACAGUCUGAAUCAAGACUUGAAGUUUUAAUGUCUUACAUUUAUAAAUAAUAGUUUACAUAAACACAUUUAAGCUUCAAGGUGACAAAAGCUGACCCAGGUUAUAACAUAAUAUAUUGCCCUUAAUAUCUUAGAAAUUCUUUAAGUUCAUUAUAGUGUAAAUGUCUAGGUAGAUAGAUGGGUACUCCUGAAUUGUAAUCUGGUACUGAUUACAAAUUACAUGACAAAAAUUGUAGUCAGAAAUGUAAUCUAUUGGAUUACAUUUUUAAGGUAAUCUAAUCUGAUUGCUUUCGGAUUACUUCUGACCUAACUCUUGUUUAUUUGAUGUCACAUUUAUUUGAGUAGGAUAAGCCUGUACCAUUGAUAAUGUUGCUUAAGUGCAUUAAAGAAAACGCUAAAAUAUGUUAAUUGAUAUGAUUUUUUGGUGUGUUUUACCUACUAUUUGACCAUUUCUGAGUAAAACGGACACUUAAAAUGUUGUUACUCUGGCAAUUUUGUUAUUACAAAAACCUUCCAUGUGUGGUAACAGAUCAGACCAGCUGUAUUUGUGAAUCAGCAUCAUAAACCCAAAAAGGAAUCAGUUAUGUACAA